ACGGGCACACUGCGACCAAUGGAAAACGCCGGUCGAAAUUCAAUAUGAUGAAGCUUUUGAUUCUGAUUUUCACAACUGAAGGAAAUUCUUAAAGAAAAACUUCUGACAUUCAAGAUCUCGGCGGAAAAUGGACGCGAAGGGCUUUGUGGAGAUAGACGGCUCCUUUUUGGAGGGCGGCGGACAGGCGCUGCGCAACGCUCUGAGCCUCAGCUGCAUUUUGGGCAAACCGGUACGUGUGGUCAAGAUCCGGGCCAAUCGUCCCAAGCCGGGACUCUCGCACCAGCACCUGCACGGGGUGAACUUGCUGCGGGACAUCUGCAAUGCGGAUGUGGUGGGCAACAGCCUGCUCUCCACCGAACUGGAGUUCUCGCCACGCGCCAUCCUGGGGAACACGUACCGCGUCGAGACACACACGGCGGCCAGCAUCACCCUGAUCUACCAAAUGGCCCUGCCGGUCCUGCUCUUCGCCGGACGUCCGUCCCGCCUCUUCGUGUCCGGGGGCACGAACGUCGCCUUCGCCCCCCAGGUGGAGUACAUGCAGCAGGUGCUGCUGCCCAACCUGAAGCCCUUUGGCGCUAGCUUCGACCUGAAGGUCCAGCAGUACGGAUUCUAUCCGCGCGGCAAGGGAAGCUGCCAGUUGGACGUGCAGCCGGUUGCCAAGCUGGACGCCGGACAGUUCCUGGACUUUGGCCACCUCCAGUCGGUCAGCGGAGUGGCCUUUACGGCUGGCCGUCUGCCCAUGAGCAUCGCGAUAGACAUGCAGCGGACGGCGCAGCGCGAGAUCCAUCGCCACUGGCCGGACGAGAAGUGCAGCAUCCAGGCGGUAAAGCAUUCGCAGGAGAAGGCCCAUGACAACGGAGCCGGCAUCCUUAUGACCGCCAUCACGUCCGGCGGCUGCGUCCUGGGCGCCGCAUCGUUGGGUGAGAAGAGGGUCGACGGACAUGUGCUUGGCUCUGAGACCUCCGGCCAGCUAGCCGAGUACUUGCGCAAGGAAAUCUGCGUGGAUGACCACAUGCAGGACCAGCUCAUCAUCUACAUGGCCCUGGCCGUCGGCCUCUCCAGGAUGCGCACUGGACCGCUAAGCAAGCACACACGCACCGCCAUCCAUGUGGCCGAGCAACUGACAGGCGUCAAGUUCGACGUGGCGGUGGAGUCUGGCGGCCAAACGAUAGUCACCUGCGAGGGUCUGGGACAACGCAACGAGAUGCUUUAACAAUCGAUCUUUACUCUACGGUAAUCUUAAAUUAAUGUCUACAUAUAUGGAGAAUAUACGUGGUCCUAGAGGCGCCGGAAAAUGGCCAGGAAA
Molecule: messenger RNA, 1306 nt
Organism: Drosophila subpulchrella
Lineage: Eukaryota; Metazoa; Arthropoda; Insecta; Diptera; Drosophilidae
Gene: Rtca
Product: RNA 3'-terminal phosphate cyclase
Exons: 1
Coding region: 128-1213 (361 amino acids)
Biological process (GO): RNA processing
Cellular component (GO): nucleus
Molecular function (GO): RNA-3'-phosphate cyclase activity
Source: RefSeq, a predicted model, not a curated record